AUGCGCGCGGGAUGUCACUUCGAGGUGCCGCGAGAAAUUAUGCUGAAGAAAGCAGUGGUCAGUGUGAAAUCCAUGGACAAUGCGUGCUUCGCGUGGUCGGUGGUCGCCGUUCUGUACCCCGCAGAAAGAAACGCAGAUCGGGAAUAUUCGUACCCGCAUUAUACAACAGUAUUGAAUCUCACAAACAUUGACUUUCCGAUGACUUUAAAAAACAUUUCAAAAUUCGAACGUUUAAACGCUGUGUCAAUCAACGUGUACGGCAUCGAGAAUAAGCAGAUCCUUCCUCUACGACUCACAGGCGACAAGAAGGAGAAGCACGUCAAUCUCCUGUACCUGCAAGAUUCACGCAACAACGGUAUAGGUCACUUUGCGUGGAUAAAGAACCUGUCGCGCCUUGUGAGAUCGCAACUCACAAGAAUGGAGCACAAGAAAUACUUUUGCGGCCGAUGUCUUCAAUAUUUCGGAUCGAAUGAAAAAUUGCAGACGCACGAAGUGGACUGCCAAAAAUUGAACGAUUGUGCUAUCUGCCUGCCGAGCAAGAACGAUAGGUGGCUCGAAUUCAGCAAACAUUGCAACCAGGAACGAGUGCCGUUCGUCGUCUACGUCGACCUGGAGUGCGUCCUGCGGAAAAUGGAGCACGACAAAGAAAACGCAUCGUCGUACGAGUAUCAGCGGCAUGAAGUAUUCAGCAUAGGAUACUACGUGCGAUGCUCGUACAACUCGUUGUCAUCUUAUCACUUUUGUCGCGAUGAAAACUGUAUAGCAUGGUUCGCGCGACAGCUCAAUGAUUUGGCGCAUCGCGUCAAAGAUAUUAUAUCCGCCAAUGUGCCCGUGGAAGCUUUAUCUAAGCAGCAAUGGGAGGCGUACCGCAGUGCGACGCGUUGUCAUAUUUGUGAGAAACCGUUCGCGCCGGACAAUACGCGGGUCCGCGAUCAUUGCCACUUAACCGGUAGAUAA
Molecule: messenger RNA, 957 nt
Organism: Trachymyrmex cornetzi
Lineage: Eukaryota; Metazoa; Arthropoda; Insecta; Hymenoptera; Formicidae
Exons: 2
Coding region: 1-957 (318 amino acids)
Source: RefSeq, a predicted model, not a curated record